AUGUUGGAUCCGUCUUCCAGCGAGGAGGAAGGCGAUGAGGUGCAGGAGGUGGAGCGCAGGGAGGCGGCAGCCCCAAAGAGCACCGCAGGGGCGCGCCUGUCCCCGGGCCGAGCAGCGGAGACGCACAGCGGAGGUGGCGGUGUACUCCAGCCUCGGGGCCGCGGUAGCAGCGGUGGAGGGCGGCCCUCGAGCCCCAGCCCCUCUGUUGGCAGCGACAAAGAGAAAGAGGACCUGGAGAAGCUACAACGGGAGGAAGAGGAACGGAAGAAGAGGCUACAGCUCUACGUUUUCGUUAUGCGCUGCAUCGCGUACCCAUUUAAUGCCAAACAACCCACAGACAUGGCCCGCAGACAGCAGAAGAUCAACAAGCAGCAGCUGCAGACUGUGAAAGAGCGCUUCCAGGCGUUUCUCAGUGGAGACACUCAGAUUGUGGCCGAUGAAGCCUUCAUCAAUGCAGUGCAGAGUUACUAUGAGAUCUUCCUGAAGAGUGACCGUGUGUCCCGGAUGGUGCAGAGUGGGGGUUGUUCAGCCAGUGACUCCAGGGAGGUAUUCAAGAAGCACAUAGAGAAACGUGUUCGCAGCCUGCCGGAGAUUGAUGGUCUGAGCAAAGAGACAGUCCUGAGCUCGUGGAUGGCCAAGUUUGACACCAUCUACAGAGGAGAGGAGGACCCUCGCAAACACCAGCAACGCCUGACUGCCAGUGCCGCCUCGGAGCUCAUCCUCAGCAAAGACCAACUGUACGAAAUGUUCCAAUCAAUUCUGGGCAUCAAGAAGUUUGAGCACCAGCUAUUGUACAAUGCGUGUCAGCUGGACAACCCAGAUGAACAGGCAGCUCAGAUCAGGAGGGAGCUGGAUGGACGAUUGCAAAUGGCAGAUCAGAUUACACGGCAUGGUGGUAGGUUCCCCAGGUUCUGCUCCAGGGAGAUGGAGGCCAUGUUCAUUGAGGAGUUGCGGUCUUCUGUGAAUCUUCUCAUGGCCAACCUGGAGAGCAUGCCUGUGUCCAAGGGAGGGGACUUCAAACUGCAGAAGCUCAAGAGGGGGCACAACGCCUCCAUAAUGGACAUGGGCCAGGAGGACGAGAACACACUGUCCAAGUCUGAUGUGGUGCUGUCCUUCACAUUAGAGGUUGUUAUUAUGGAAGUCUUGGGGCUGAAGUCCUUGGCUCCAAAUCGGAUAGUUUACUGCACGAUGGAGGUGGAAGGGGGACACAAGCUGCAAACAGACCAGGCCGAGGCGUCCAAGCCCAUGUGGGGCACUCAAGGGGACUUCACCACCACACAGCCUUUACCAGCUGUCAAAGUAAAGUUAUUCACAGAGAGCACCGGAGUCUUGGCCCUGGAGGACAAGGAGCUGGGAAGGGUGGUGCUGCACCCCACUCCUAACAGCCCCAAACAGUCAGAGCUCCAUAAGAUGACUGUGUCCAAAGGCUGUCCGGACAGUGACCUGCGGAUCAGACUGGCUGUGCGCAUGGACAAGCCUCAGAACAUGAAGCACUGUGGAUACUUGUGGGCCAUUGGUAAAAAUGUAUGGAAGAGAUGGAAGAGACGCUUCUUUGUGCUGGUUCAGGUGAGCCAGUACACUUUUGCCAUGUGUAGCUAUAGAGAAAAGAAGGCGGAACCUGUCGAGUUACUCCAACUGGACGGCUACACAGUGGACUAUACUGACCCACAACCAGGUCUGGAUGGAGGCCGAACCUUCUUCAAUGCUGUAAAAGAGGGUGAAACUGUGAUCUUUGCCAGUGAUGACGAACAGGACCGGAUCCUAUGGGUGCAGGCCAUGUACCGGGCAACGGGCCAGUCACACAAACCAAUCCCUCCCACCCAAGUCCAGAAACUCAACUCAAAGGGGGGCACCGCUCCGCAAAUGGAUGCGCCAAUAUCUCAAUUCUAUGCUGACCGGGCGCAGAAACAUGGCAUGGAUGAGUUCAUUUCUGCCAAUCCCUGUAACUUCGACCACGCCUCGCUGUUCGAGUUGGUGCAGCGUCUCACUCUGGACCAUAGACUCAAUGACUCCUACUCAUGUUUGGGCUGGUUCAGUCCUGGGCAGGUGUUUGUUCUCGAUGAGUACUGUGCACGGUAUGGCGUGCGAGGCUGCCAUCGUCACCUGUGUUACCUGAGUGACCUGUUGGAGCGAGCCGAGAACGGAGCCAUGAUCGACCCCACCCUGCUCCACUACAGCUAUGCCUUCUGUGCCUCCCAUGUCCACGGAAACAGGCCUGACGGGAUUGGGACCGUAACAGUGGAGGAGAGGGACCGCUUUGAGGAGAUUAAAGAGAGGCUCCGAGUCCUGCUGGAGAACCAGAUCACACACUUCAGAUAUUGCUUUCCUUUUGGACGGCCGGAGGGAGCAUUGAAGGCCACUCUGUCCCUGCUUGAACGGGUAUUAAUGAAGGAUAUAGUGACACCAGUUCCUCAGGAGGAGGUGAAGGCCGUCAUCAGGAGGUGUCUGGAACAGGCUGCUCUGGUCAACUACCAGCGGCUGUCAGAGUACGCCAAACUGGAAGGGAAAAAGAGGGAAAUGUACGAGCAUCCUGUCUUCUGCUUGGCGUCUCAAGUGAUGGAUUUAACCAUUCAGAAUGUAGGGCGGUUAGUCACUCCUGCCAAAAAACUGGAGGACACCAUUCGUCUGGCUGAGCUGGUGAUUGAGGUGUUGCAGCAGAAUGAAGAGCACCAUGCUGAGGCCUUUGCCUGGUGGUCAGACCUGAUGGUGGAGCAUGCAGAGACCUUCUUGUGCCUGUACGCGGUGGACAUGGAUGCUGCCCUGGAGGUGCAGCCUCCCGACAGCUGGGACAGUUUCCCUCUCUUCCAGUUGCUCAAUGACUUCCUCAGAAUUGACUAUAAUCUGUGCAAUGGGAAGUUCCAUAAACACCUGCAGGACAUGUACGCCCCCCUGGUGGUGCGCUAUGUGGAUCUCAUGGAGUCGUCCAUCGCUCAGUCCAUCCACAGGGGCUUUGAGCGGGAGUCUUGGGAGCCGGUCAAUAAUGGCUCGGGCACCUCAGAAGACCUGUUUUGGAAGCUGGAUGCCCUACAGACGUUUAUCCGAGACCUGCACUGGCCGGAGGAGGAGUUUGGGAAACACCUGGAAACACGCCUCAAGCUCAUGUCCAGCGACAUGAUUGAGUCCUGUGUUAAGAGAACACGAGCAGCCUUUGAGGUGAAGCUGCAGAGGAGCAGUAGGACCACAGACUUCCGCGUGCCCCAGUCCAUCUGUACCAUGUUUAACGUGAUGGUGGACGCCCGGGUGCAGUCCGCUAAACUGUGUGCCAUGGAUCUGGGUCAGGAGAGACAAUACCAUUCUCAAAUCGACAAUCUGAUCGAGGAGACAGUGAGGGAGAUGACGACGCUGCUGGUGGCCAAGUUUGUUGUCAUCCUUGAAGGCGUCUUAGCCAAAAUCUCCAGAUAUGACGAAGGAACACUCUUCUCUUCUUUCCUAUCUUUCACAGUGAAAGCAGCCUCAAAGUAUGUGGAUGUUCCUAAGCCGGGGAUGGACGUGGCUGACGGUUACGUGACAUUUGUGCGACACUCCCAGGACAUGCUACGCGAGAAGGUCAAUGAGGAGGUGUACGUGGAGAGAUUAUUUGAUCAAUGGUACACCAGCACAAUGAACCUCAUCGGAACAUGGCUGACUGACAGAAUGGACCUGCAACUCCACGUCUACCAACUCAAGAUACUCAUCCGAAUUGUAAAGAAGAAGUACCGUGACUUCCGGCUGCAGGGCGUGCUGGACUCCACUCUCAACAGCAAGAUGUACGAAACCGUGAGGAACCGGCUCACACUGGAGGAAGCCACAGCCUCGGUGAGAGACGGAGGGAUGCAGGGGAUUUCUAUGAAGGACAGCGAUGAAGAGGACUAGAAUCACCAACCACCGAGCCGUACUUGAGCGACUAGCAACACCAACUUCAAAUGUGCUCACGCCAUUGAUUGAUCCUUUGUUUUAUUUAUUUUUUUGGUUUUUUUUGUUUUUUAUCCGUUAUGCCCAGAAUCUUAAUAGCCAAGAAGAAAUUUUGAUGUCAUUUUUGUAGUUUCAGUAUCAGAAAAUACAUGUGACAAUGUAAAACACGUUACCCAGAUGAGAUCGUAUAUAUGUCAAUCUAGGUUUAACAAAAAUCUGUCAAAAAUAAGGAGUGGCAACACUAUCAGAGCUGUCACUUUUUAAAUACUUGGUGAGACUUACCUCAUUUCAACUUAGUUUUUGGACAAUAUAUAAAAAGGUGGUCAGUUGUCUUCAUACAUCCACAGUCAUUAAUUAUGGUACUAUAGAUUUGGGCUUACUUGUAUAUGCAAAGUAGCAUAUUUUCUUCAGAUCACACAGGUUCAAUGAUGUCUAGUGGCCAAAAUGACAGAGAAGCGACUGUGCCAUCUUAUAAUGUUGAAAGUUGUGUACAUAUCAGAUCCUACAUGGAAAGAUAUGACCUAAUCCUCUAAUCUAAUAAUUUGUAUUUAAAACAUGUAGUGCUCAAUCUGUUUUCUGUAAUAGUUUAUCCAUUUGGCACAGUGAGCUGAAAUCGCUGUUGUUUUUUUUUCUGUUUAUGAUGAAAGUGGCUAUAUUAUGCAAUCCACACUUAAACAUAUCAGUAGUGGCAUUUUUUGUAAUCAUGUUUUUUUAAUUUUUUUUAUUAUAAUGACAUACAAUUACAAUGAUUUUCUACAGGUUCUCCAACACCGCUUUAAACUCAAAUAAAAUCAUAAUAUAGCCUCUUUUUAACAUUGCAUAUCUUCCUUUAAUAAUACCAAUACCAUGUAAUAAAUGAAAAAUAAAACUGAUAAUUCUUUACCUCCAAAAAAACACAAUGCUUUAUAUUCAGCAUGUACCCGAAAAUAACCAGGCUAAUACGACACCAUAAUAAUAAACAUGACAAUGGAGUCAACUGUUAAUGGGACCACAAAUCUCAACGCAAUAAGCAAUAUCAAUACGUCAAUAUUAAAAAGGCUACUGCUGUCUAUAAUGUGUGUCUUCAUCCAAUUAGCUGGACGUGAAAGCACCGAAAAGGAUUUGAUGAGAACAAGGUGGAUCAUGACGGUCCUCAAAAAGGUGAACGCAUAAAUUAAUACAAAAAACAAAUAAAUAAAUAAUGAACAUAUGUAUACAAUUUGGUGGAAAGGAAAGUAUUGGUAUUGGCCAUUUAAAGAGCAUGUGUUCUGUUUAACCCUGAUUCUGUUUUCUAAUAAUAACACAAGUAUGAUCAAAACGCAAUGUUCAUGAUAUUUUGGUACCAAUUUAUAAUAAGUACACCUUAAUUACUGUAAUUACCCUUAAAGAGAAUGAACAAAAACUUAAUUCAUAAUUCACAAAUAGUCUUUUAAGAAUGAUUCAAGCCUAGUACUUAAUUAUAACCUAACCCCAACUCCUUAAUUAAGUGUAGCUACUAAGCCUGAAUCACUAUUUGUUCAUGAAGUAUUAAGUAUUUGUUCAUGCUCUAUGUAAGUGUAGUUAUUAUAAUGUGUCGCUGAUAUUUUUUUAUUAGCCAAAUAUUUGUGGUGUAUUGAAUCUUGGAACUGUUGGAGUGGCUCUGAGCACAAUUCUUUGGCUGGUUGUGUUUGUAGAUUCAGUGUAAUGUUAAGUAGUUGUCCCCUGUAUUUAAUGAGAAAAGUUGAUCUAUGGUCUUAUAUGGUUUGUACAAAUGUUUGAAGAUUGUCAUUUUUAAUUGAUAAGAAGUAGCCUAGCAUUAGUCUCUAAGCAUGGCCACUUUCUCUAGAUAGCCAAGAUGAAAUUGCACUAUAAGUUUUUUUUCCAGAUUACUUCACUUUCAGUACUGCAAUAGCCACAUGGGGCUUUUGUUCUCUCUUAUGUAGCACAUUGUUAAAUAUGUUUCUCUACCAGGUCCAAACCUAAUUACGAAUGAUUUAUUGCAGAAUUAGCAUACAUCUUUUAUUUUCUGAAGAGACAUUUAAAGGCGCAUUACGCAACUUUCUGAUGGGAGGUCCGCCACCUGCUUGUCGCCGUGGAGAUGGUAUUACGUUGUCUGAAAUGUCGCAUUCAGUGUAUAUCUUGCAGGUGUUUUUGUUGCUAAAACCUACAUUCUUUAUCACUGUGAGCUGCUCGUCUCUACGGAGAUAGAUACGUUUAGGCAAAGCAGUAACAUCUCCAUGGAGACAAGCAGAUGGCAGACCCUCCGCCAGAAAAGUUGCAUAGUGCAGCAUUAACUCUAACCAGAAUAGCACAAUAAUAUUAGACAUAAACUCACUGAUAAUUCCAUUUUGAAGUCACGUCUGACUGAUUUCUUCCCGCACAAACCUCAAAUACAUCUAAAUAAAUUAUUGCAGUAAAUGGAUUCCACCUUAUCACUGUUACUACGAUAUCGUUACAUGUCAUUUGUCCUGUCUUUUUUAUGGGCAGUGGAUAUUUCGAUCAUUAAAAAGUCAAAUCAGGGCAUUGAAAUGACAUCUGUAGCAGACUCCUUCCAUCCCACCCCCAACAUGACUUCGUUAGCAGGCAGGACAGCGGCGGCACCGUGUUCGCUCACCGAUGCCGCUUUGUGCAAGUUCUUCCAUGAUGUCCUCGAGUAACCACUGCCAAAACUCUCCCCUCACCCUUUAUUUGGUUUUCACGUGUAGUUUGCCUUGGAUGGGGUGAUUUGCCUCCUGUUCCCCGUGGCCCUGGUGUACAGUCCACAUGUGUGUAUGGGGUGGGUGUGGAGGUUAGGGGGGGCCAGUCUAUGUGGUUCUUCUGUAUUUAGAGCUGUGAGCCGUACUGCAUGUCCAGGUAUUGUUGCUACAUGUGUACGUGACUGAUGGGUUCACCAUGCUUCUGCCUUCUGUCACCCGCCGAGGC
Molecule: messenger RNA, 6771 nt
Organism: Periophthalmus magnuspinnatus
Lineage: Eukaryota; Metazoa; Chordata; Actinopteri; Gobiiformes; Gobiidae
Gene: cadpsa
Product: Ca2+-dependent activator protein for secretion a
Exons: 28
Coding region: 1-3852 (1283 amino acids)
Biological process (GO): positive regulation of exocytosis; synaptic vesicle exocytosis; dense core granule exocytosis
Cellular component (GO): glutamatergic synapse
Source: RefSeq, a predicted model, not a curated record